UGGACACGGCAGGCCAGAGAAGGAAUCGAAGGAAAAGGGCGGAGGAGAGGGAGCUACCGGGGGGGACUGAGAAAACGAUAAACCAUCGUCAGUUUUAGCGGCAGGACAAUUUAUUAUAUUUAACCUAAAUAUCGCAGGACUUUACAGACACUUGGAAGCUACUUUGACUACGGUGAACGACAUAUGACCAUAAGGUGACCUCCUGUUUGCUCAGAUUGUAGCGCAAGGGAUCGGCAAGCUUCACCGUCCUUCAGAAGAUUUUGUCUGACGGGGCAGGUGGGUGGGCGGGCCACAGGGAGUUGCGGGAGCCAUGCAUCAGGGGUGAGGGAGAUUCGCUGCGGGGGACACACACAGCGUCGGGUGAGGAGGGGGUCGGGGCAGGUCGGUGUGGAGAUGAAGCUCAAACAGCGCAUGGUGGUGCUGUGUGCCGUGCUCCUCCUGCUGGGCCUGGCCAAGAUCUUCCUGCUGGAUGGAGGCGAGGGAUCUGCAGCCACCCGGCGGGAUCUCAGAGCAUUUCGCAAGAUGGAAGCUGGCCUUACUCUGUCCCGGGGAGCUCGCCUUACCCACACCCUCCAGUCUCCGUGGGAGAUAGCAAGCCAGUGGGUGGGCCCGAGAGAGGUGUACCCUGAGGAGACCCCAGAGCUGGCUGCUGUGCUCUCGUGCCUCAGCACUGCCAGGAUAGAACGGGCAGAUGUGGGCUAUAAGGGCACGCAGCUCAAAGCCCUGCUGGUGCUGGACGGGGGACAGAAAGUGGUCUUCAAACCCAAGAGAUAUAGCAGAGACUACGUGGUCGAAGGCGAGCCAUACGCAGGCUAUGACAGACACAAUGCAGAGGUGGCUGCUUUUCACCUGGACAGGAUCCUUGGGUUCAGGAGAGCACCACUAGUGGUCGGGAGGUACGUCAACGUGCGAACGGAGAUUAAACCUGUGGCCACAGACCAGCUGCUUAGUACCUUCCUAAUGCAGGGUAAUAAUACAUGUUUUUAUGGAAAGUGUUAUUACUGUCGGGAGAGCGAGCCAGCGUGUGCAGAGGGAGAGAUCAUGGAGGGGUCGUUAACCCUUUGGCUGCCGGACGUCUGGCCUUUGCAGAAACACAGACACCCCUGGGGACGCACAUACAGAGAGGGGAAACUGGCCAGGUGGGAGUACGAUGAGAGUUACUGCGAGGCGGUGAAGAAGAUGCCUCCCUACGAUGCAGGGCCGAGGCUGCUGGACGUCAUCGACACGGCCAUAUUUGAUUAUCUGAUUGGGAACGCUGACCGGCAUCACUAUGAGAGUUUCCAGGACGACGGCGGCGCCAGCAUGCUCAUCCUGCUCGACAACGCAAAGAGCUUUGGGAACGCUGCUCUGGAUGAGCGAAGUAUCCUCGCGCCACUCUAUCAGUGCUGCAUGGUUCGUGUGUCCACAUGGAACAGGUUAAACCUACUGAAGGGUGGAGCUCUGAGUUCAGCGAUGCGGCAGGCCCUGGCAUUCGACCCCAUCCACCCGGUCCUGGCUGAGCCACAACUCGCAGCCCUGGACCGGCGUCUGUCUGGAAUCAUAGCAACCGUCAAGCAGUGUAUGGAGGCACAGGGCCCCGACAACGCUCUGAUAGAGGACCGAAUAAACCUCCCACACCCCUAGCACUAAGGGACAGGAGAAAACGGUGCAACAGGAACAGCCAGGACUUUACCCCACACGUCUGGAGGAGAGGAGAGGGCCCUGGUGUUAAAGAGAUGCAGAGUGAGUAAAUGGAUGGCCAAGGGUGGAACGGAGACUGUAUUUCUUCCACCCUGGUCCGUUUUUUUUUUUUUUUUUUUUUUU
Perca flavescens (yellow perch) is the source of this 1803-nucleotide messenger RNA. RefSeq names its product FAM20B glycosaminoglycan xylosylkinase (gene fam20b). Gene Ontology annotation, molecular function: phosphotransferase activity, alcohol group as acceptor. Gene Ontology annotation, cellular component: Golgi apparatus. The record is from RefSeq and is a predicted model, not a curated record. NCBI's taxonomy places the organism in Eukaryota, Metazoa, Chordata, Actinopteri, Perciformes, Percidae. The transcript has 9 exons. Bases 394 to 1623 code for a protein of 409 amino acids. Gene Ontology annotation, biological process: proteoglycan biosynthetic process.